AUGUCAAACACAAACUUUAAUUCUCAGUCUUCUAAACAAUUACCUGAACUUCCAAAUUUGGAGGUUUUACGAAGCUUAUGGCCUUCUCAACCGUCAAACGAAUCUAAUGACUCCAGGAGUGUCUGGUCGAAUAGACCAGCGGAGCCUGUUCAUGUGCUAUCAAAUCCUGCUGCAAAUAGUUUUACUUCUCCUUUAAAACGACCUGCUCCUGAUUCUCGCGAUGCUCCUAUGGGAAGAAGAAUUAUGGUUGACGAUCCACGCUUAGCGAAGCCUGUGAAGUACGAUUUUACCCGGCACUGCACAGAUUAUGGUCAUUCUUACGAAUGGCCUUACUUUCGCUCUGUUCGUCGUGAAUCGUUGAUGUAUGGACCACCUGCUGCUGUUCCUCCUGAAUCCCCUGUGUUCCCACCAUAUGCUCCCGAGUCAGCUGGUCUACAACCCAAAUACUAUCCACCCGAGUCCGAUGCCCCUGCCGCGUAUUAUGACCGCACUCGAUUUGGAUUGCAGCCUCCUUCAAAACGAAGAACAUUGAGUCCUCCUCUAAGAAGAGUUGUUGACCCAUAUGGUCCUCGCUUUGCUGAAGAUGAUCCAUACUCGAAAUCACCCUAUGCAUUGGCUGGAGAUCGCCCUCCUUUAUCAGCUCCUAUGUAUCCUGUUGGCUAUCCCCCAUAUAGUGCGAAAGCUCCCUCCCAAAUAAACACUGAUGAUUUUCGUGGUAGCGCCAGUAGAUAUCCUUUGGCAGCUGGUGACGUUCGCGCUUCUCAUUCUCCUAGCCUCAUUGACCCUUAUGCUCAUCGUCCUGUUGCAGACGUUGCUUAUGCGGAUCGUGCUCACUAUGCCAUGAAUACAGAGCCUUAUUCGGCUCCCCCGCCUAGAAAGGAAAAACCGAAGCCACGUCCUCCUACUCCACCUCCUUUGAAUUUUUCGAGAGCGAGUGAGUACAGAAAUGACAAAGGUGAACGGAUAUCUAUGAUAAAUCCUCGUGUGAUCCUUGAUGAAACUGGAAAGUCUGGUCGCUCUCGCUAUUUCAUUAUGCUUUGUGAUAACGAAACUGCGAUUUCUCAUGCGAAGAAAACGUCCAUUUGGGCUGUAAAGCACGAAGCAGCUUCCCGUGUGUCCGAUGCUUAUAAGAACGCUAGUAUAUAUUUUAUUUUUAUCGCAAAGCCAACAAAUAACGCUCUCGGCUAUGCUCAAGUCGUUAGUGAUUUGAAUAGUGCAGAGCUUCCAUUUUGGGCAGAUAAUGCUACUUAUGCUGGAGGUGUCCGCGUGAAGUGGAUUAAAACUUGCAAUCUUUUCUCUGCUGAAAUCUCUGAUAUCGUUGGACGAAUGAACCAUGGAGCAACCGCUAGAGAUGGAAUGGAAAUGAUGUACGACGAAGGUUGCCGUCUUUGCAUUUUGGUUAACUCGGCCAUCAUGAAGCGAAUUGGGCGCGAUCGGUAA
Messenger RNA from Schizosaccharomyces osmophilus, 1440 nucleotides. It is a transcript of the gene mmi1, whose product is annotated as nucleus specific RNA binding exosome specificity factor Mmi1. The record is from RefSeq and is a predicted model, not a curated record. NCBI's taxonomy places the organism in Eukaryota, Fungi, Ascomycota, Schizosaccharomycetes, Schizosaccharomycetales, Schizosaccharomycetaceae. The coding region runs from base 1 to 1440 and encodes 479 amino acids. The transcript has 5 exons. Gene Ontology annotation, molecular function: RNA binding.